CGAACGCGACGUCCGCGCGCUCGCUCUUCAGUCACCGAAAACCCCCAAACAGACUAAAUGUUCACCAGCCUCCGCACCGCCCUCGCGCGCAACGCGUCGCUCCUCACGUCUGCGCGCGGCGCGAAGACCGCGGCGAAAGCUGCGCCAGCCUCCUCCACCAAAGUCGGGAAGGCGUGGGCCGUCGACCUCAUCAAGGAAGAGGUUGGCAAGGUCGGCAAGGCUGCCAUCACGAAGGCGCAAGCGGAAGCCGCGUUGGAAGCGCUCAUCGGCGGGAUCAAGAGCUCGGUCGCGUCCGGGCAGAGGGUGACGUUCCAGGGCUUCGGGUCGUUCACCCCCGUCACGAAAGCGUCGAGGAUGGUUCAAACCCCGAAGGGGGUGAAGAUGCAGCUCCCGGAGAGGAAGGGGCUUCGGUUCAAAAUCAGUUCCGAGUUUAAGUCCGCGGUCCAGGGGAAAUAG
Micromonas pusilla CCMP1545 is the source of this 456-nucleotide messenger RNA. RefSeq lists its product as uncharacterized. The record is from RefSeq and is a predicted model, not a curated record. Lineage: Eukaryota; Viridiplantae; Chlorophyta; Mamiellophyceae; Mamiellales; Mamiellaceae. Gene Ontology annotation, molecular function: structural constituent of chromatin; DNA binding. The transcript is spliced from 2 exons. Bases 58 to 456 code for a protein of 132 amino acids.